CUUAUACAGUACACUAUCAAACUGUACCGUGCAUUAUGUGCAUUGGCAGGUCUGCGGAGAUGUAAAAAUACUUCCUAUCCAGGCACACUCACAGCAAGUUCAAAAUACAUACCUCAGCAUGCACGAGGGCUGUGUUGUAUACAGCUCCCGCCUGUCAUAAGUUUUUCGACUGCCUUCCUUCUACAACGUCUUAUAUUCCUUACCUAACCUCUGCAGACCAAAAUGCCCCAUUCGCAGGUGAAUUUCAUUCAGAAUCUUUUCAAGGAUUUUGAUCUGGGCAAGGUAUUUGCUGUUCGAUCGAGGCACCCCGCAAAGAAUGGAUGCACAGAACGCGGCUCGACAGCUACCCACGAUGAGUGCGAUAACACCAUCCCUGCACACAUCCAUAGCGACUUUCUGUUUGCUUCACCGACUCUCCCUUCAGAUUCAUCAUCAGCGUACCAUGUUUCUGCGACCAGCGAACCACGUUUCGAAGUCUCCACCAAUGCAUCUUCUGCCACGUCCUUCGGGGGUGUACCCCCUGCACGCGAAGCCCUCAACAUCGCUCUGCUAGUUUUGCCCUUGGUACAGGGCGUUGCAGCUGCCAUUCCAUUUGCCGGCCCUCCGAUGCAAACUGCCAUUAAUGGAUUAUUGACAAUCCUUCAAGCCAUAGAUAGACGUAUUCAGAAUAAGGCGGACCUAAAUCGCCUGACGGAAAGACUCCACCGACUUAGCUGCCAUCUGUGGAACGCCCCAACUGCUCGGGAUCCCUUUGAACAACGUCGGAGGGAUUCCAUAGUCAGGAUUCUGCAGGAGACCUCUGCCCAGCUCACAAAUUUAUAUAAGCAUGGUCUUGCAUACAUAUCUGUCGCACAAGCUAUUGCCGGAUGCUCCAUUGAAAUUGACCGCUAUCUGUUGGAAUGUUUGGUUUGUUUUCUACUCUCUAAAGUUUUCCUGCAUUCACUCACUACUCCGCCUGGUUAGUGGUCUUUCCAAAUGCAACAAAGUCAAAACGACAUGCGGGGAUCGACCACAACGCAGUUAACCGGGGCUGUUGUACGUGGCUGUGUGACGCUGGUUGACGCGACAGGUCACGAACAUCCAAUACUAUCAUUCCGGGUAAUCUGC
Messenger RNA from Suillus clintonianus, 1107 nucleotides. RefSeq lists its product as uncharacterized. The record is from RefSeq and is a predicted model, not a curated record. The transcript has 3 exons. Bases 223 to 963 code for a protein of 246 amino acids. Lineage: Eukaryota; Fungi; Basidiomycota; Agaricomycetes; Boletales; Suillaceae.